CGAGCUGGAGGACGGUGUGAUGCGCUGAUAUCACCGAGCUGGAACCAAAACCGUUAAUUUAGGCUCCAGACAUGAACAAAAAUGCUUCAUGUAUUUUUCUGGCUGUAGCUAAUGCUCCGUGGAAGUGGAUAUUUACUUUGAUUUUCGUGAUGGAUAACGCAUUGUAACGGAUAAAGGAAUGACAAAGAGAAUGGGAUACCGAGACUGGAGGUGGCAGGCGCUUUGGUGGCAUCAUUUCUUUCUCUUGUGGAUUACAAUAGACGGACAGACUCGUUACAGCAUCCCGGAGGAGCUUAAACAGGGAUCUGUGGUAGGAAAUUUAGCCAAAGAUUUGGGUUUAGGACUAUCAGAUAUUUUUGACCGAAAACUGCGUGUUGCCGCUGAGGCUGGUGAGCAGUAUUUCAGUGUGGAUGCGGGGAAGGGCGAGCUGGUGGUGAAUGACAGAAUAGACAGAGAGGCUUUAUGCGGACAAAGCGCCAGCUGUGUGUUGCCUUUGCAGAUAGUUCUCGAGCACCCUCUAAGUUUACAUCGAAUUGAGGUAGAAAUAAAAGACAUAAAUGAUCAUUCUCCCAUGUUUCAUACAAAGGAAUUGUCACUGAAAAUUGCCGAAUCGGCGGCAGUGGGAACUCGUUUUCUUUUGGAGAGCGCGGAGGAUUUAGACGUUGGAGGUAAUUCCGUAAAAUCCUACACCUUGACUCGAAAUGACUGUUUCACGCUGAAAAUGAAGGAAGUUGAGGAUGGUAAGGCAGUGCCUGAGUUAGUGUUAGAGAAACCUUUAGACAGAGAGAAGAAGGCAGUUCAUCAGUUACUACUGAAAGCAUUAGACGGGGGAAACCCAGUCAUGUCUGGUACAUCACAAAUAACAAUUACAGUGCUUGAUAACAACGACAAUUUCCCAGUAUUUGACAAAAAUGUAUAUAAAGUGUCCUUAUUUGAGAACACUGCUAAAGAUACUUCUGUAAUCAAAAUCACAGCUACUGAUGCUGACGAGGGACCGAACGGAGAACUUGAAUACUCUUUUGGUACUCGGACACCAGACUCCGUGUUAUCGGUAUUUGAAAUUGACAAAUUAACUGGAGAAAUGCAUUUGAAAGGAGACUUAGAUUAUGAAAGAGCUACGUCCUACAAAAUCGAAAUAACUGCAAAGGACAAGGGGGUGCCUGAAAUGGAGAGUCACUGUCGUCUACAGAUAGAUGUUGUAGAUGUUAAUGACAACAUUCCAGAAAUUGUUCUCACCUCUGAACCGCAGGCGGUGAGCGAAGACGCACCAAGUGGCACAGUUGUGGCUUUGCUCAGUGCACGCGAUACUGACUCCGCUAAUAAUAGCAAAGUGACACUGCGCCUACCCAGAGGCUCUCCUUUCACUUUAAAACCCUCGUUUUCAAACAAUUAUGCACUGGUUACCAGUGGUGCUUUAGACCGAGAGAGUUUCUCAGAGUAUAAUAUUGAAAUAACAGCGACAGACUCAGGCUCUCCUCCACUCUCUAGUCAGAAAAUUAUACCUGUCAGUAUCACUGAUGUAAAUGACAACCCUCCUAUAUUCACUCAGCCCUCAUAUAAUGUUUAUUUGAAAGAGAACGGAGUACCAGGUUCUAUACUUUACUCAGUAUCAGCCUCUGACCUGGAUUUUGGAGAAAACGCUAAAAUCUCUUAUUCUAUUCUGGACUCUAAAGUGCAGGACGUUUCUGUCUCGUCUUAUGUUUACAUCAACUCAGAUAACGGCAGCAUCUACAGCAUGCACUCGUUUGACUAUGAGAAGCUGAAGGUGUUUCAGAUUCAGGUUCAGGCAAAGGAUCAGGGCUCUCCGUCUCUCAGCAGCAACGCCACUGUCCAUGUUUUCAUCCUGGACCAGAACGACAAUGCCCCCGCUGUUAUUUACCCCUCCUCCGCUGCCCUGGGCUCCCUCUCUCAUCAGAGGAUGCCCCGCUCGGCCAAAGCCGGUCACUUGGUUACCAAGGUGACGGCUGUGGACGCUGACUCGGGCCACAACGCGUGGAUCUCCUACAAAGUGUCGGAGGCCACAGACGCGUCUCUGUUCACUGUCAGUCUGUACACAGGGGAGGUGAGGACUAAACGCGCUGUGUCCGAGCAGGACGACUCCUCUCAGAGGCUGCUGAUAGAGAUCAAGGACGACGGGGAGCCGGUCCAGUCCGCCACCGUCACGGUGUCCAUCCUGCUGGAGGACGGUCUCCAUGAGCCCAUCUUAGACCUGAGACACAAAUCGAUGGUGGAGCCGAGCAAGAAAACUGGGAGAAUCACCCUGUAUUUGAUUCUGUCUCUGGCCUCGGUGUCCGUGUUGUCUCUGGUGACUUUUGUCAUCUUGGCGGUGAAAUGCAUGAGGAGCAGCAGGAGCAGCGGUAGUUGCUGCAUGAGACGCAGCGACUGUGAUGAUUACAAGAACCCGAACAGGAACCUGCAGAUUCAGCUGAACACUGAUGGACCUAUAAAGUACGUGGAGGUCCUGGGAGGAGACAUGUUGUCUCAGAGUCAGUCGUUCAGGUCGUGUAUGUCUCCGAUGUCAGAGUACAGUGAUUUCACUUUGAUUAAGCCCAGCAGCACCACAGACUUUAAGGAGGUGAUCAGUGUCCUGGAUGCGUCUUUACCGGACAGCACCUGGACCUUUGAGAGCCAGCAGGUGAGCACAAAACAACAGUAGUCUUUUGUGUAGUUA
Messenger RNA from Amphiprion ocellaris (clown anemonefish), 2671 nucleotides. RefSeq names its product protocadherin gamma-C5-like. Gene Ontology annotation, cellular component: plasma membrane. The transcript has a single exon. Gene Ontology annotation, molecular function: calcium ion binding. The coding region runs from base 179 to 2656 and encodes 825 amino acids. Gene Ontology annotation, biological process: homophilic cell-cell adhesion. NCBI's taxonomy places the organism in Eukaryota, Metazoa, Chordata, Actinopteri, Pomacentridae. The record is from RefSeq and is a predicted model, not a curated record.